Molecule: messenger RNA, 1026 nt
Organism: Oncorhynchus masou masou (cherry salmon)
Lineage: Eukaryota; Metazoa; Chordata; Actinopteri; Salmoniformes; Salmonidae
Gene: cenps
Product: centromere protein S
Exons: 5
Coding region: 202-621 (139 amino acids)
Biological process (GO): resolution of meiotic recombination intermediates; replication fork processing
Cellular component (GO): FANCM-MHF complex
Molecular function (GO): protein heterodimerization activity; chromatin binding
Source: RefSeq, a predicted model, not a curated record
UAGUAUUAGUUCAAUUGGAUGACACCAUCCGCCUUUCUAAGCGCGCAAUUUUCAAGUUUAACGGAAUUUGAUUUGUCGUAAAGAUUAUUCCAUGCCCAUUAGCUAGCUACUCUAGAAACUAUUGUACAUAUUGUUUCGUUUUCUGUUUUAAAUAUCAUCUGGUGAAAAAGUGUAUGAGUAAACCAGUGUGGUAGGCUAUGUAUGCUAUCCACUACUAGCUGCCGAGCUAACGUGAACUGUCGGGAGAAAAUGCCAACAGCAAUGGACGAGGAGGAAAGAAAACUUCAGAGACUGAAAGCAGCAGUCCACUAUACAGUGGGAAGACUGUGUCAAAGCAUUGGUGAGGAUCAUCAGAAGGAAUUCAGUCGACAGGUUAUAGCAGCAAUAGCUGAAACGACGUUCAGGCAAUGUGAUAUUUUUGCAAAGGACUUGGAGGCCUUUGCAAGGCAUGCCAAAAGAAGCACAGUAUCUGUAGAGGAUGUGAAGCUUACAGCUCGUCGAAGUACAGCACUGUCGAACUUCAUACAAAGGAAGAGUGAAGAGAUUGCCAGCACCAACCAGGAGCAGAGAGACACAAGGAAGAAGAUUGCAGGGAAGAGGAAGAAUACAGAGAUGGUGUAGGGAGGGAAAACAUGCUACUCUAGUACUGAGUGAAUGGCUUUGAUUAUACAGACAGUUAAUAGUAUGUGUACUUUUACGGCAUCAACUGCUCGACCAAACUUGCAGAAAAUAUUUAUUGAUUACAAUUAAGUGGUACAGCAAUAUUAUCUUCAUUGGCUGAAAUGUAAGCACUGUUCCAAUGUCUUCUCCAAAUGUAUUUACAGAUCUACACAUUAACACCAGUUCAAUACAAUUUUGAAGGGCAACAGGUGUUCCCAUACACUAUUGAGAUGUGCUGUAAUAUCCUUUGUGUACACAAUCUGAAAUAUCAACCUGUUCAUUGUCUUGUCCCAAAGAAUAGAUUAGUUCUACCCAAUGCUGCAAUGUUAUUUUAAAAUAGCCAAAUAAACAAUACUUGUCAUCAGG